AUGCUUUCCCAAAAGCUAACCACCCUUUUCAUAGUCGUCAUGGUGUCGAUCCUCCAAAAGCGCAUCGAGCAGGGUAUCAUCACCCUUGCCGGAAUUAUCGACGGCAAGCCCAAGAACCAGCCCUUCAGUGGUGAUGGACCCUAUGCCAACUGCGGUAGGGUUAGUUGCAGUUAUGGUGCUGCCAUCUAUUGGUGCAACAUGAACAACUACGAGCUGGAACUCGACAGCUACAAGCAGAUUGCCGAUGCGGCCAAGCAGGUUGUCGAGCUUUGCUCCGUGGACGAUAAGGUUGCCGGAUCGGUUCUCAUGGAGGGUAACUGGCGCGUUGUCGUUGCCAACGCCGGUUGCUAA
Sordaria macrospora k-hell is the source of this 351-nucleotide messenger RNA. RefSeq lists its product as uncharacterized. The record is from RefSeq and is a predicted model, not a curated record. NCBI's taxonomy places the organism in Eukaryota, Fungi, Ascomycota, Sordariomycetes, Sordariales, Sordariaceae.